This is a messenger RNA of Amphiprion ocellaris (clown anemonefish), 2121 nucleotides long. RefSeq lists its product as uncharacterized. The coding region runs from base 145 to 1041 and encodes 298 amino acids. The transcript has 7 exons. Lineage: Eukaryota; Metazoa; Chordata; Actinopteri; Pomacentridae. The record is from RefSeq and is a predicted model, not a curated record.
AAGUCUGCAAGUUUUUCACUUUCUUAAUUCUACGUCUUCAUCUCUGUCACAUAUCUGGACCAGAGUCUUGAAGCAACAUCAGUGACAGAAGGAGCUGCUCUGAUUUAAGGAGGGAUAUCACAGUUUUAUUGUACCAACUCCAAAAUGCAAACAAUAAGGUCUUUCUUCAUCACUCAGUGGUCCUCAGAUGUGCGCCUGGAUGGGAAGACUGCUAUAGUAACCGGGGCCAACACUGGGAUAGGCAAAGAAACAGCUAAAGACCUGGCCAGCAGAGGUGCCCGGGUGAUUUUGGCGUGCAGAGACAUGGCGAAGGGAGAACAAGCUGUUUGUGAAAUCAUGAGGGAGGUGACGGGAGCCAAGGUAGUCGCCAGGCAACUGGAUCUGGCUGACACUACAUCGAUCUGUCAUUUUGCUGAGAAUAUCUACAACACUGAGAAGGCUCUUCACUACCUGAUCAACAAUGCAGGCGUGGCUAUGUGCCCUUAUGCCAAGACUGCGGAUGGAUUUGAGAUGCAGUUUGGAGUCAAUCACUUGGGCCAUUUUUUCUUGACUUUUCUGCUGCUGGACCUGCUGAAGCACUCAGCCCCAUCUCGGGUCAUCAACCUGUCAUCGGCGGCUCACGCCAUGGGCAAGAUCCAGUUCGAUGACCUGACUGGGGAGAAGAACUACCACCCAGUCAGGGCCUACGCACAGAGCAAGCUAGCUAAUGUCCUGUUCACCAGAGAGCUGGCCAAAAGGACUGAGGCUCUAGGCGUCAUGGCUUACUCAGUGGACCCCGGCAUCGUGAGCACUGAAAUUACAAGGCACAUAAGGCGCCCUCUUGGGGACAUAAUCAAGACUUUCAGUUCACUGAUCAAGACUCCAGCAGAGGGAGCCUACACCACCCUCUACUGCACUGUCACUCCUGAGAACCAGUUGCACACCGGAGGAUUCUACAGGGAUUGUGCCCUGGCUGAGAGCUGCAGGGCUGGUCAGGAUGAUGGCAGCGCCUUAAAGCUGUGGGCUGUGAGCUGCCACCUGCUCGGCAUUCGCUGGAGAUAAAUUUGCUCUCUUACAUGCUGUGAAGCAACAUUCAUAUUCAGUGAUACCCCUCAACGUCAUGCUGAAGCUUCCGAAUUUUCCUGAAAGUUAUGGAUGUGAUCGACAUAAACUGUGAACGCAGAUAAAAACGACAAUAAUACAGGCCUAACCUGCUCAUUGUAAUGAAGUUUGAUUGGUAAGAUGUAAGAAGUCCAGUGUGUAGGAUUUAGUUAAAUUAAAUGUGAGGCUCCAGAUUGGAACUAACUAAAUACACCAUGCAGAACACAUGAAAAAUGCAUAAGACCCUCCAUAGAGCUGCUAUUAGGGAACUGCACACAUUUCACUGCAAAAUUGAUGAUGUAUAUAUAGUGUUUGGUUGUCCUAGACUACAAACAGCGUACACAAACUUACAAAUUUGCUCAGAAUUUAAUCUCCCUGUGUGAUUAUUUACUGCACGUUUGUAGAGUUUCUCACAAUUUUCGGUAAAAAUGUCCGUACACGAUUUACAGAUGCCUUUUAUGACUUUUGCUAGUUUCCAACUGAGCAGCUGAUCAAACCAAGAAUGAAACACAAGUCCAAAUGCAUUGUUUCAACAUGUUCUGUCACAACAUUGUGUCCCAUUCCUCCUCUUUCGUGCACCAUUUUGAACCCUCAUGACCUCAAGAUUUUAAUCCUUAAGGAGACUUGCAUUGAGCCCCUCCUCACACAGUUUUGUUUUGCAGGGUGACAAAGGCAUGAUCUGCCUUACGUACCUCUGAUUGGUCAACCCUGACAUUCUCACCCUAAUCUUAACCAAUCUCAACAUUCCUGCCCUAACCCAUCUCAAUCCCCAUUCACCAGCCAAUCAGGUAGCACUUUACCAAUGAAUAUAAAUGAGGUUUCCCUGCAAGAAGAAAACCUGUGACCUGCUUCUUUUACAGAUACUUCAUACUGAUGCAAUGGAAACACAACUAUUGUUAUUUUCAGAUGAUUAAAAGUCUAAAUCUAUAAAUUUGAAUAUUUUGUUGCAUUUCUGCCAAUAGCCCCUGAAAUCCUAUACACUGGACCUUUAAGAGGAUUAAGAAAGUAGCUACUGGGAAUAAAAAUAUCACUAAUACCUUA